GCGGCUCUAAUGUUCUAUGUCACCUGCAAAUAACCCGGGCGUUCGAAAAAGCACCUCCACCUCCUCCACCACCCACACCAACACCACGUCCUCUCCACACACUAAAGUCCGCCACAAUGGGCCCGGAAGGCUGGCUCCCGCAGCCCACCCUGCUCCUCGCCGGCCUCACCUUGCUCCUCUCGCUGGCGCCCCCGAGGAUGGGCAUGGAGGUCAUGGCCCCCCCCAUCAUCAACGCCCUGAACGGCUCCUCUGUGAAGCUCUCCUGCACCUUCAACUCCUGCUACAAGGUGGAGAACAAGCAGUUUUCCCUCAACUGGACGUACCAGGAGUGCAGUAACUGCUCGGAGGAGCUGUUCCUGCAGUUCCGCACCAAGAUCAUGAACAAGCAGCUGGAUCGCUUCGGGAACCGCGUGGAGUUCACCGGCAACCCCGCCAAGUACGACGUGUCCUUCACCCUCAAGAACGUGCAGCUGGAGGACGAGGGCACCUACAACUGCUACGUGCUGAACCCCCCGGACCGGCACCGGGGCCACGGCAAGAUCAGCCUCAAGGUGCUCACCCAAGAGCCCCCCAAGCACGACUCGACGGUGGCCGUGAUCGUGGGCGCCUCCGUGGGCGGCUUCCUGGCCGUGGUGAUCCUGGUGCUGAUGGUGGUGAAAUGCGUGCGCCGGAAAAAGCAGCAGAGGCUCAACACGGACGACCAGAAGACGGAGGAGGAAGGGAAGACGGAUGGUGAAGGCAACCCCGACGAGGGCACCAAGUAAAGGCCCCCUGCCCGCCCCUCCCUCCUGCCCCCUGUACAGUGUGACCCUCUUGAUGUGCUUCCAGAGCAAGGAUUUCUGUGUCCCCGGAGCAUCCCUCCUUCCAUGCCAACACCCACCCCAGCCUGGGGCAGGGCGCAGACAGGAGGUCCCUGGAGCCUGGCUGGGCUGGGCAGGGCUGGGGAGAGGGGCUGAGGGCCCUGAGGCUGAGCUGGCACCGGCCCGUGCCCUGCUCUGGGUUGUGCCAGUGUGGUGAGGAGGUGCUGGGGACAGGCUGGGGCGGGUGAGGGGGGAUCUGCGCAGCCCCCACACACAGAGGGGCUGGAGCAGGGGGUGCCAGGAGAGACAGAGGGGUCUGGGCAGCCCCGUGCCCCAUUGUCUGCUCUCUGUCCCGGUGGAAAAUGUGAGCCGGCAGUGUGCCCUUGGGGUCAGGGCUCAUCCCGAGCUGCUCCUGCUGUGCCUGGGCCACUGGCACUGGUGUUCCCAUCCUGAGGGAUCCCAACAGCUGCCAGGCUCCUCCUUGCAAGCUCCUGCUCCUCAGGGACUGUCCCAAGCUGCUCAGAAGUCAGAGGCCAAGGCCAUGAACCCCCCCAGUGUCCUGGAGCUGUGCAGGGUUUUGGAACCAUGGCCAGCCCUUGGUGUGUGAGGGAUGGACCCUUCUGCCUCUCGGGCUGGUUUUGGGUCUGAGCAUCUCAGCCCACGGUGCUGGGCUGAUGUUUUUGUGCUCCUUUCCUUCUUGAGGAGGGUGGUUGUGGUGGAAAUGUCCUGCUGAUGUGUCAGACUGGGGUGUGGGGAGUGCUGGGGUGAGGCCGCUCGGGCCAAGGAGCUGCUGAAAGGGAGAGGAGCCUUUGGGCACUUGCUGGGAAGCACUGGGCACAGCAGCAGGCCCAGAGUUAGGACAGCUCUGUCACCCUGCGAUGCUGAGACUGCCGCCUCCAGCCUCCCUGCAGAGCUCUGCACACUGUAACUGCCAUGGCAAUGCACUGCCAGCGUGCCCAGCCCCCUGUGCCACCUGCCUCACCCGCCAGGUGAGCUGUGCUGGCUGCAGCACCGGGCUGCAGGCAGGGAAUGACCCAGGGCAGUGGCCCCUGUGGCACCAGGCCUGAGCUUCUCUCCUCCUGUGGCUGCCAGGAGGGGGACAGUGCCCAGAGCCACAGGGGACACCGACCUGGGGCAGGGGAUGGAGGUCCUGCCACCCACGAGCAGCACUGCCAGGGGAGAAGGGACACCUGUGACACGUCCCUGUGCAGAGAAGGGACACCUGUGCAGUGUCCCCGUGCAGGUGCCAUCCCGGCAAUGCCAUCAGGCCCCAGGGAUGGGGACAGCUCUGCCCUCCCCGCUCUGCCCCAUCUCUUCCCACCCGUCCAUCGCACCCGACCCCGCUGGGCUCCACACUGCUCCCUUCCCCUCCGCAGCAGGAAUGUGCCGUGUCCCACGCCUGUCCCCAUGCCCGCGAGGGCCAGGCUGUCCCCGGGCAGUCCCCGCGCUGUCCCCGGGCUGUCCCCACACUGUCCUCGGGCUGUCCCCACGCUGUCCCCGCGCUGUCCCCGCGCUGUCCCCGGGCUGUCCUCGGGCUGUCCCCACGCUGUCCCCACGCUGUCCCCGCGCUGUCCCCGGGCAGUCCCCGCGCUGUCCCCGGGCUGUCCUCGGGCUGUCCCCACACUGUCCCCGCGCUGUCCCCACGCUGUCCCCGCGCUGUCCCCGCGCUGUCCCCGGGCAGUCCCCGCGCUGUCCCAACGCUGUCCCCGGGCUGUCCCCGGGCUGUCCCCGGGCAGUCCCCGCGCUGUCCCCGGGCUGUCCCCGCAUUGUCCCCACACUGUCCCCAGGCAGUCCCCGGGCUGUCCCCGGGCUGUCCCCACACUGUCCCCACACUGUCCCCGCGCUGUCCUAACGCUGUCCCCGGGCUGUCCCCGCGCUGUCCCCGGGCUGUCCCCGCGCUGUCCCCGCGCUGUCCCCGCGCUGUCCCCGGGCUGUCCCGCCCCGCACAGUGCCCGCAGUGCCGCAGGGCUCCCGCACCACUUUCUGCCAGAGCCGGGCUGUCCCCGGCUCCUGGUGGGACUGAGCCAGCACCUCGGGGGCGCUGAGGCCUCUGAGCGUCGCACACAAGCACUCUUGCAUCUGCCUUUCAUUUCUUCUCGUGCACUAUCCUUGGAUUGCAACUCGCCAAUGCAUCUGUCUGUACGCGGCCGUGCCCGGCAGAGCUGACAAACUCAGAUCUGUACCCACAGGAGGGGCUGCUCUGACCCGGGCGUGCCAAGCGCUCUGCCGAGUGUGGGAUGUUUUUAUUGCUCUUUGUACAGUCAAACAAACAAAAGAACAACAAAACACCGAC
Messenger RNA from Melospiza georgiana, 3093 nucleotides. It is a transcript of the gene SCN2B, whose product is annotated as sodium voltage-gated channel beta subunit 2. NCBI's taxonomy places the organism in Eukaryota, Metazoa, Chordata, Aves, Passeriformes, Passerellidae. Gene Ontology annotation, cellular component: membrane. The record is from RefSeq and is a predicted model, not a curated record. The transcript is spliced from 4 exons. The coding region runs from base 117 to 764 and encodes 215 amino acids.